Stegastes partitus (bicolor damselfish) is the source of this 5329-nucleotide messenger RNA. RefSeq names its product HIVEP zinc finger 3a (gene hivep3a). Gene Ontology annotation, biological process: regulation of transcription by RNA polymerase II. Bases 1 to 5271 code for a protein of 1756 amino acids. Gene Ontology annotation, cellular component: nucleus. Gene Ontology annotation, molecular function: RNA polymerase II cis-regulatory region sequence-specific DNA binding; DNA-binding transcription factor activity, RNA polymerase II-specific. NCBI's taxonomy places the organism in Eukaryota, Metazoa, Chordata, Actinopteri, Pomacentridae. The transcript has 5 exons. The record is from RefSeq and is a predicted model, not a curated record.
AUGGAGGCCUUGCAUAGUCGCCUGACGACUGGGGAGCAGUCCGGAGGUCAAGAACCUUGUCAGCCAGAGUCUCCUCGGCGAGGCCCACAGCCCAAGUCUCCCUCCCAGCACCGUCAGCAACAGAAAACCGGCUCCCCGAAGCCCCAUGGCACACUGCAGCAGCCCAAACAGUCCAGAAGACAGAACCCUGAACGCAAACGUCUCAGGCACCAGCGGCAGAGCAUUGAUUCAGACACAUCACUGGACCCCAAGCAUGAGGCAACGGCAGCAACGAAAGCCACUGCAGUUUCUAGUCUGUCACCAGGAGGCCUGCCUUCUACAGCAGGUAGCGAAACCCAGUCUAAACCAGAAAACCAGGAAGGCACCCCAAAACAGAAACGUGAGCGUAAGCCUCAGAGGCCCGGGAAAUAUGUUUGCACUUACUGUGGCCGUGCAUGUGCGAAGCCCAGUGUCCUACAGAAACAUAUUCGCUCCCACACAGGUGAAAGGCCGUAUCCGUGCGCCCCAUGUGGCUUUUCUUUUAAGACCAAGAGUAACCUGUACAAACACCGCAAAUCACAUACCCACCGGGUGAAGGCAGGUCUGGCACUUGGGGAGCCAAAAUCUCUAGAAGAGCAAGUCACAGAGUCAGAGGAUGAAACACGACAGCUAUCAUCAGCUGCUUCUCUUGCCGACAGACAAGGCAGUGUUGCCUCAGUCAAGAGUCACGAAACAGACAGGGCCAAAGACUGCACUGGACUUAACAAUGACUCCUACGCAGUUAAAAAGAGACUAGCCCUGCGUCUAAGUAGAGGAAAACACGCUCCUCAAGACUCCUCUGAUGAAAAGACAUCGUCUCUACUAUUAGGUAGCAGAGGCAGUACAGAAUCCGGCUAUUUCUCUCGCUCUGAAAGUACUGAGCAGUCACAGGACAGCCCACCAAACACAAGUGCCAAAAGCUAUGCAGAGAUCAUCCUCGGUAAAUAUGGACGCCUCGGACACCUACAGAGGAUGUCUCGUCAACACAACCAGCAUCCCUCUGGUCAGGAGGACAAAAGCAUCUCAUUCACGGUGCCCAAGAAACAGGUCAUUGACCACAUCACCAAACUCAUCACCAUCAACGAGGCCGUGGUGGACACCAGUAAAAUUGACAGUGUAAAACCGAGGAGAUUCUCACUCUCCAGAAAGAACAGUGGGGAGUCUCAGAAGAGUUCAUGUGUGAAAGAAGCAUUUAUUCAUAGCCCGAAAGCUGGAGAUCUGGGCUAUAAAAACAGUGGCUCUAUCACUAUGGGAGUUCCAUGUGAAAAAUUUCAUCAUCCAUCCUUAAAUGUGGAGCAGCCAGCUGGCCAAACAUCUACCGCCCCUCUGGUGAGAAGUCACUCAAUGCCAUCUGCAGCUAGUUCAUUUGACUCUUCCAGUGGCGGCCCCAGCAAAUUCCGUCUAAGUCAUUCCUUUGAUGAACGGCAGCCGUCUGAAACACAGACUUCCCGUCGUUACGGGAUGCUAAGACGGCAGCCUGCUAUUGAAAUCCCACUUGGUGCCGAACUUACUAAAGAGGAACAUGAGGGUUCUCAUUCAUUUUACUCUGACAGCUUAACCACUGUGCCUGACCAUCAGCAAAGCCAACCGCAGCCAUACGAGUGUGAGGCCUGUGGCACUGGGUGCAAAGAUUGGGAAGGUUAUAAGAAACACAAGCAAAGCCUGUGCCUAGCACACCAUCCCAGAAAUGAAGUGGUAAUUAGUCAAAUGGAGUGCUCACAGCUAAUUAACCAUGCAGUUAGAGCAGGAGCAUCAACAAUGCGCAAGAGAAGGAAAGAGGAGAGUUUUGAAUUCGAUGACCCCUCCUCUCCUUCAUUACCCUCUCCUGCCCUCUUGUCAGGACAGUGUAAAGAUGAAAGCAGUGUAGCUUAUGAGGGCCCCAGAAGGCCUGCACUGCAAACCUGUUCAGUCAUUCAACAUACGAGUUCAUUUGAAAAACAGGAAUCUUUGUGCAAUGAGAAUCAAGGUGUUGAGGCAACAAAGACCUCUCCACCUCCUGAUGAAUAUCAAUUGGUGCCUCAGAAACAACCCCAACAGCAGUCAACGAAACUAGCAACCCGAAAGCUGGUCCGCCAGCACAGUGUGCAGGUUCCAGAAAUACUUGUGACGGAGGACUCCAACAUGAGUACAGAGACGUCAACAGAGCCAACCUCCACUGCAAAGCAUUCAGAGAAACCUGAUGAAUUUCAGUGGCCACAGAGAAGCCCCUCUCUCGCACAGCUCCCUAUAGAAAAGCUUCCUCCAAAGAAGAAGCGCUUACGUCUCGCUGAGGUUGCCCAGUCCUCAGGGGAAUCCAGUUUCGACUCUAUAUCAUUGCCCCGCAGCCCUAGUCAGGACAGUAGUGCAUCCUAUGCAUCCAGUCGUUCCACAUCCUUUGAAGAGCCAAAUAGGCCAGAUAUGGAGAUAGCAACGUCAACACCACUGAGGAGAUCAAGAGCUCCUCACAUGUUGACAGUGCCCGGGGUGCAUCAGCACAGAGAGAUGAGGCGCUCAGCAUCUGAGCAGGCCCCUCAUGACCCACAACCAAGUGUCCUAAUGGCUGAGACCCGCAGUAAGUCUUUUGACUACAGUUGUCUGUCCCCUGAGCGCUCAGCAGUUGGCUGGAGGGAAAGAAGAAAAUGUCUUCUUUUGAGACACUCGGCUAUCAGAGAUCCAGACGAGGAGGAGGAGGAGCAGUGCACCAUCCCGUGCCGUAGUCCUGAACGCAACAGCCCGAGCAGAUCCUCUCAAACAAGCCCGACCUCUGUGUACUGCAGUAGGUCCUCAUCCUCUCCUUCAUCAGGUGACACAGUCUUGCGGAAUCCAGCAGGAUCGCAAUGCAAAGAGAUCUUCUCUCAGUGGAAACUUCAUCAAAAUAUUCAGCUUGUGGGCAGCACAGAACCGCCAGUUGCUCAUGACCCAUCUGUAGGAGUAAAAGAGGAGGCCUCACACAUCCAUACAGAGCAGCCCCCUCCUCAAGCACCACAGCCGUAUCCCGCACAUGGUCCAUCCGGAGCAGCCAGAGCCCAUUACCUCCCCAUGUCCACCGGACUCAAGCUAGAGAUUCCCUUACAACACGACAACUAUUCAGAGGUUCGAGUUAGCCGCUCGCACAUACAGCACUCUGUCCCGCUCAUCACUUCCAGUCUGGAAAUGCUGAGGCCAGUCACAUCUCCAGCAGUAGCGGUGCGUCUCCAGACAGACACCCUGACCCCAGCAUGUGCCAUAUACACCAUGCUGUCUCAGUCCACCUCCCCCAGGCCACAGGAGGCAGUUGACGCUGUCUCACACACCGUCUCUACAGCUGAAUACAGAAACCACAGGACCAUGAGUCCAGAUCUUCAGCUGUGGUCAGACGAUGGCCUCAGACUAUCAGGCUCAGGGGGCAACAAGCGUAUGCUUUCCCCUUCAAACAGCAUAGAGCUUCCUCCUGAGUCGCAGCAGCAGCAGAAAAGGGUAAAAGAAGAAGAGGAGAGGGAGAUGGGAUGUGCUGACAAGGCAACAGUUGACACUUGCAAUCAGGAGGUCAAACGGGAGCCUCAGCCAUGUUUACCAGGUGUUUCCUCUCCUGUCUCACAUGUUGGACCAUCGUUCCCCAGUCUGCUGUCCAGCACCUGUAAUAGCUGGUGCUAUUUGAACUACAUUAAACCAAACCCCUCUGCUCUGGAUGAACAGAAGCCCUCAGUGUAUUCAUCGUGGUCUACUAGCGGCUAUGACCCCAACCCACCUGGCCUCUCCAGCAAAACAGCUCUCUCUCUGCUGCACUGUAAGCAGAGGCUCAGUCCCUCCAUCUACACGAUAUCCUCCAUGUCAGUCCCGACACCUGAGUCAGUGGAGCAAGAGGACAACAAAAGACCCUGCCUCACUGAGGUUUACAACAGCCAGUCGCACUGCAGAGACCACGAGGGAACAGGGAAGGGACAGACGUCAGCAGAUGACAACAGGUCAGACAGAAAAGAGAAGGAGGGACCAAAACUGAAACCUCUUGCUCUUUUUCACACCUACAGAUCAGAAAAGAAGUAUGGCGUAAUGCACAGUGGAGGUGGACGGAAGUGUCAAAACGAGGACGCUGGAUUCCUCUGCAAGAGUACCGGUGCGCUCUCCACAGAAUCACCGCCGUAUAACUGUAAUCGCUGUAGCAGCACUUUCAAAGCUAAAGGAGUCUGUGAAGACCGAUCCAUUCAUCCAGACCUACAAAGACAUCAUCACGUUGGAGAUCACAGCGACGUAAAGGACAAGGAUGGCAGACAUAAAGAAAGCAGCCGGUCCACAGUGGCCGAGAGCUCUCACGCUGACAGGGAGAAAGCUCAUCCGGGAGGCCGGCCCGUGGAGCCCGAACGCAGCCCAUCCCUCCCACUCGCCCCCAAGGAUUCUACCCAGAGGGGCUCGGCCAGCGCCAGGAGGGCCCUGUUCGCCCACAGACGCCUCGACGCUUCGGCAUCCUCCGGAGGCUCCCGUUCGCCGAGUACUCAAUCCCUGACUCCACAAAGGGAGCCGUCGCCACCUCGUAGCCCAUCGCCCAGGCCUCGCCACUCCCCCGCCCCUACCGCUUCAUCCCUCUCCCCAUCCAGUUGUCACGUCUCCGCCGCCCCCCAAAGACCAGUCUCCCCAGUUAGAGGCCUCUCUCCCGUAAUACUCCAGUGCCAGGGAACGGACUCCUCUGGGCCUCCAGGCUCCCUGGCAGACACCUCUGCUCAGAGUCUUCAUCCAAGGGACCAAACAUCUGCAGCAAGACUGUCUGUAGAAGAGGUCUGUCUAACCCACAUCACCCCGCACCCUCCACGGCCUCGCGGAGCCCACAACCUCCUCAGCCACCUCCCUCUGCACUCGCAGCAGCCGAGCAGGACCCCGAGCCUCCUGAUUCCGAUCGGGGGGAUUCACAUGAUCCAGCCCAGGUCCCCGCUCCCCAUGUACAGCCUGGUGAGCAGCCCCGCAGUCGCCACAGCGAGCCCCGCAGGGACGGGGUCAUCCAGGAGGCCCGGCGACGCUCCGAGGGGACGGCUCGCCCUGCCGCAGCGCCGGGACGCUCUCAAAGAGACGCCGCCCAGCAGCCGAGCCAGCCCGCCGGCCCCCGGGGCAUCGGGACAAAUGCCCGUGGGCACCCGGCUACACAGAAAGAACCAAGGAUGCUUUGGCCUCCAGCAACCGCCUGGUCCCGGGACAGAGACGAGACAUCCGGAGGUGAGCACAGACGCACCUGUGACAGAGAGGCGAGUUUACCCCGAGACCACCCAAGGCCAAAAAAAGGCUCCGUCCUCCCAGACACAGCUCUGAUCGGAGGCGGAGUCUGAAGGGACAGUGCAAAAAGACUGAGGACCAGUCGGUGGGUGAG